Molecule: messenger RNA, 522 nt
Organism: Dibothriocephalus latus
Lineage: Eukaryota; Metazoa; Platyhelminthes; Cestoda; Diphyllobothriidea; Diphyllobothriidae
Source: the annotation of a GenBank genome assembly
GUACUGGAGGGCUACGGGUGCACGGAAACCUGUGGGCCACUUUCCAUAUCCGUGGCCGGUGACCUCAAGGGUGGGCAUGUCGGUGCUCCCUUGCCGUCAGUGGAGAUAAAGCUUGCCGACGUUCCGGAAAUGAACCUUGUUGCAUCCCGUGACAAAAAAGGCGAGAUCUGUGUACGUGGGCGUUCUUGUAUUACUGCGUACUUCAAAGCUCCAGAGAAAACGGCGGACCUCAUUGACAAGGACGGCUGGCUUCACACAGGAGAUAUCGGAAUUUGGACAACCGGCAGCCUCAAAAUUGUCGACAGAUGCAAACACAUCUUCAAACUCUCCCAAGGCGAAUAUGUUGCCCCAGAGAAGGUAGAAAUGGUCUACCGAGAAAGCCGCUAUGUCGCCCAGGUCUUUGUCGACGGUGACACAAUGAACUCCUACCCCGUAGCCAUUGUUGUGCCAGAGCAGGAAAUCCUUGAGGAGGCUCUGGUAACGGCCGCCAAGGCGAACGCCUCGCCGAAGAAAAUAGCCAAU